Molecule: messenger RNA, 1797 nt
Organism: Colletotrichum tamarilloi
Lineage: Eukaryota; Fungi; Ascomycota; Sordariomycetes; Glomerellales; Glomerellaceae
Exons: 2
Coding region: 1-1797 (598 amino acids)
Source: RefSeq, a predicted model, not a curated record
AUGCACCAAUGUCGCCCGACUGACGCUGCUCCCUCCACUCUCACUGUCCAGUUUCGAAACCGCGUACACAUAUGGCUUGUGAACACUGACAAUUUGGUGUUGGAAGAGGUCUCGGAGCCUUCGUCGAUCAAGUAUGCCAUCCUGUCGCAUACCUGGGCAGACGAUGAGGUGACCUUUCAAGACUUCCACAACAUCGAGCGAAGUGGCGCGAGACAUAAGUCCGGGUUCUCCAAGAUUCAGAAGACCUGUGAGCUUGCGCGCCAACGAGGCCUUCACUAUGCGUGGGUGGACACUUGCUGUAUCGACAAGUCGAGCAGUGCAGAACUCAGCGAGGCUAUCAAUUCCAUGUUCUCGUGGUACAAGGAGUCCGCCGUCUGCUUUGUCUUCCUGUCGGACUUACCAGCGUCUGAGAGGGAAGUCGAAAAGGUAGAAACGACGUCCGUCUUUCCCCACACCCAAAAGACAUUCGCUGCCUGUCGAUGGUUCACUCGAGGAUGGACUUUACAAGAGCUCAUUGCUCCGAGCGAGGUAGAAUUCUUCGAUUCCCAAUGGGAGCAGUUCUCUCGGAAAGCCGAUUGCCUUGAUAAGCUGGAAGAAAUUACCGGCAUACGCCGCUCAGUUCUAGAGUCUUCCUCAAACUUACGACAGACUCCAACAGCAGUAAAGAUGUCAUGGGCAGCAUCUCGCAAAACGAAACGUGUCGAAGACCGUGCCUACUCUCUUCUCGGCAUUUUCGAUAUCAAUAUGCCAAUGAUAUAUGGCGAAGGAUCCGAGGCCUUCCGUCGCCUUCAGGAGGAGAUAUCUCGAGAGACGAACGAUCUGUCCCUGUUCGCAUGGAAGGGCCAUCCCCAGGGUUCUGUGGGAUCUCAGAUGUCCAGAGGCAUCUUUGCGAGGUCGCCAAGCGAGUUUAGCUCCUGUUCAACAAUGCAAAGGUCCGGCACGAGACAGGACUCACACAGCGAGUUCACUCUCACCAACAAAGGUGUCCGAUUUGAGACAAAGUUGUACAAGCAUACACACGGGGCGUUUGUCAUGUAUUUGGGGUUUAGAAUGCACGACACUCCCGUCUGCAUCAUUCUCACACGCACACUAGAAGGCUUCGUUCGAAGCGAACCUUGGUCGUUGACGUACAAGCCGUCCUGGAACCUAUCUAGGGCUCCCAACUUUUUCGCAAUUCACGUCCAAAAGGAUGUAAGCUUCCAGGAAGAUGCCACAGCCUCUAGACAGAGGCAUAGGUCAUUUCAUGUCAACAUAGACCUUCAGACACCCCUGAAGCUUUCAAAGCUUGAGUCGCAUCCGGAAAAUCAGUGGGACGAGUUCCACUCACCUUUCAUCUCCGGCAUCCCUGAUAAAUCUUAUGCUGUCAGGCUCAAUUUCCUAAUCCGCGAUACCAAAAGGAACUUUAAAGAAGACUUUGCUCUGACUCUUGCGUUGGGAUGGGCCAGUUCGCGUCAACAGCCCUUCGCCGUACUUUACGGUCCUGAUCGGUUGGUGGGCAGUGACAAGCAACUAACGAUCAGAAACGUCCUCCCGGAUAACUUCCCGGACCUUGUCAAAGACGAUCUCGACUGGGGUAGUUCGCAAGAAGAGGCAUUUGAGAAGGCACUUCUGAGCAUUUGCACAAACCCUCAAUUUCAGGCUACGGAGGUAGAUUUCGUCACCAGGAAGAUAACUUAUGAGCAACGUGGCGAUCGCAUGGUUACAUAUUACCACGCCACUUUCAGGGUCGAAUUAGAGACGUACCAAGAUCACGACGGCAUCAUAACCUAUCGUGCUUCUCUGUCUGGCAAGAUCUAA